Messenger RNA from Dacryopinax primogenitus, 6165 nucleotides. RefSeq lists its product as uncharacterized. Bases 1 to 6108 code for a protein of 2035 amino acids. The record is from RefSeq and is a predicted model, not a curated record. Gene Ontology annotation, molecular function: structural constituent of nuclear pore. NCBI's taxonomy places the organism in Eukaryota, Fungi, Basidiomycota, Dacrymycetes, Dacrymycetales, Dacrymycetaceae. Gene Ontology annotation, cellular component: nuclear pore inner ring. The transcript is spliced from 3 exons. Gene Ontology annotation, biological process: protein import into nucleus; RNA export from nucleus.
AUGGCACUCCCUCUUCCCCUCAUCAAUGUCAUCCCUCCAUCAGCGACGACCACUUCGGCGGGGGGGACGGGAACGUUGUCUACUCCUACCGCUGCUGCCCUUUCUGCACCAACUACAGGCACGACCCCAAGCACGACGAGCGAGGAGGACCGGCUAGCAGAUCUAACGUACGGUGACAUACUCGCCCUCCUUACCGACCCUCUGGCCAGUACGAUCACCUAUGCUUCCCUUUCCUCACUCCUCCUCGCCAGGCUUCCCGUAUUCCUCAACCCUUCGCAUCCCUUUGGCUCUCCUUCCCCCUCCUCCCGAUCCGCAGUCUCCAAACUAAAACUCCGAGGCCAACCUCUUACAGAAGAAGAAAACGACUUCAUCCUCCAGUUCUGCACCAACUGGGAGGUGGACGAACUCCAAUGUGCCCAUCUCUGGAGAUCCUACACUUUGGCGUACAGCCUGCCCCCGCUGCAGCGGCUUCCGGGAAAAGACGCCCGCAUAGCAGAAGAACAGCAGCACACGCACGCAUUACUUCGCUUCCUACUCGAAGAGCGGCUCAACGUUCUCCGCGUGCUUGCCGCUCUCCUCCGCGCGGCGGGGAACGACGCUGACCCUAUGUACCCGGUGGCGAGGGACGUCUACCAAAAGAUCUUCAUCCCGUAUGACGAGUACCUGCAGAAGCUUCUCUCGGGGUUUCAAGACCGGUGUGCAAAGCCUCUCCCCACUGUUCUCCAAGCGAGGGAACAUCGGUCCCUCGCCCCAGAGCUAGCGAGGCACAUCGUACAAGAGCAGAUCGCCCUGCUCGAACUCCUCUUCCUGGCAAACUACACCCAGCCCCCCUCGGCCAGCAUCACCCAAUCCAUCCUCUCCUCCCUCUAUUCCACCCAGCUCGGCACAGCCCACUCCCUCCACGCGCACCUGAUGGACGACCCCGGGCUCGCGCAUACCAAAUCGCUCAAAAUCGCCUCCCUCCUCCUCGGCCUCAGCGUGCUGAACCUCGACUCCCUCUGGGGGCUAGACCUCGUCCUCUCCGAACAGUCCGGCACCUCCCUCCUGACAAACCCAGACACCCUCCUCCAAAUCCACGAAACCCUGCUCCAGACCCCCUCGGACAGCGCCUACGCACCCAUCGUCCUCGCCUGGUCGGUCCUCCUCCACUCCCUCACAGAAAGCAUGCUCGCGGCAGAAGAGAUACCCCAGAUCUGGCUGCCAUUAGUCCGCGCAAUCGCCCCCGACGCGGAGAAGGGACCGGCCAUCCUCCUCCCCGACAGGCGCAUGGCCUUCGAAGAGUUCGCUAGUGUCGCUCUGGACCCGGGAAUGAACCUCUUCCCAAUGAUAGAGGACAUUCUCACUCUCCCGCCGUUUGACUCCUCUUCUCCCGGAGCAGCUUUCCUCUCCGCGCCAAACACGCUUGCCUACCGCAGCGUACUCAAAUCUCUCCUCCUGUCCAUCCCUACGCUCAUCCAACUCCCCUUCCUCGCGUCGCUCGACGCCUACCUCUCUGCCUUCUGCGCACUCCUCCACGGUCCGGGGGAAGAAGUGAGCCAACUAGCCCUCCAGUUCUGGACCGAAGACUCCCAAGACCCUCUCAGGUCGUCUAUCCUCCGCGUCCCAGCCACAAGGGCCCCGCUGAGUUUCUCACCCCUGCUCAAGCUCCUCACCCCUCUCUGCGGGAACGGCGCCCCCCCGUCCCCAGGGCUGUCAGUCGACCCCCCGCCCCAGGAGACCUGCGCGGACCACGUCUGGCGGUAUUUCACCAAACGGCGGCAAUUCGCCCUCCUCCUCACCCCCGCCGACAUCGGCCUUUUAUGGGAAGUAGCCCCCUCAGGCUGGGUCACACGAAAACCCAUGUCCUUCCCCGGCGGAGGAAUCGUGGAACGCGACGCUGUAGGCCAGAUCCUGAACCAGGGAGAUGGGCGAGAAGGCGUCGUCGUCGCUUGGCCCGUGACGUGGAACGGCCUCCAUCUCCUGCUGGACGUCUUCCGGGCUUUUAUCGCCAAGCACGACCAGCAGGCGGGGAGGAGGACCUUACCCCCGAACAUGAGCACGAGUACGAAGAUGGACGAGAGGCGGAAAGCGAGAAUCGUCAACCUUGAACUUGAGGAAAUACAGGUCGACACCGGUACUGAGGAGCCAGAGCUGGUCGGCACUGCUCUGGACCUCGUUGCUGCUCUCUUACGGGCCAAACCGUCCCUGGCGGGGGAAGUUGACUCCCUCUUCUCCCCUCUGGAUAAGACGCCCCACCCGUUCCUGGAACUGGGGCUGAAGCUGCUCGAGCUGGUUUUCCUGCGUACGAACCCCCGCGCUCCGCCCCCGCUGCGCCUUGUCAUCCCCCUGCUGGAGAUACUCGCUUCUGCUGCUGAAAGCCCGUCGAUGGCUUUGAGGCUAGGGGCGUACCUCCGAUCAGCGGCGGUGUUCGCUCCAGGGAACGCCUUUUCCCGCCUUGUAGCCAGUGAGCAGGUCACAGGCUCCUACGCUGGGAUGCUAGUCCUCAUCCGCCUUGUCUCCUCCCUCCUUACCGACGCUAGGCAGCAGCAGUUCGCCACUCCCGACCCGGCGACGCACGCGCUCAAAGCGGAAGUCUUACUCCAAGCCACCACGUUCCUCUUCCGCGACGUCUGGAGCUCGUUCUUAGGCUGGCGGUAUACCUCGCUCAAUGAACGACUUGUUCUUGCCCAGAGGUGUAUGGACCUCUUUCUAAGUAUACUCCAGGACUGGGCGUUCGCACCUCUCGAACCUUCGGCAACUUCGCCCUACCGGCAAGUAGUGUACAGCAUCACUUCUACGCUUCUGAGCAACCAGGCGGCCAUCACCCCCCUCACGGCUAUACUCGUUUCUGCCCCGGAGACGAUGCUCAGCCUCGCCAAAGCGAAACGCUCCCUCGACCGUGAGCUGCUGGCGGGGGUCGUCGAACGCGCACUCCGGCUUCUGCAGCUCGCGCUCCUCCGGAAACCGCAAUUACAGGACGGGCUCACCCCGCUCGAGAAUGCUAUCUUCAGCUCUGGACCUGAGCCCCGCACCGUCUCGAGUCUCCGGUCCCGCCCGGUGGCGGGAGGGAUGAUCCAGCUGCUCUUUGACUACGUCACUACUUCCUCCCCUUCUAGCUCUGUGCAAGUCCAGGCGGCUAGGGUGUUAUACCUCCUCUGCCGAUCAAUCGGCCCUUCCUCCUCUUCCCCCUCGUUCGUGGGCGCGCUAGACGACCCCGUCGGAACCGUGAACACGCUCGUACAAGACGUUUUGCAGAAUCCGAUGGUUCCCAUCCCCCUGCGUACCGCGGUUUGGGACUUUGCGGCCGCGACGAUCGAUACGAAGCAGGCUGUGGGGAGUAUAUUCCUCACAGGGAGCUUGCCUAUCGGGCUUGGGAUGUCGGAGAAAGCGAGGGGGAAGCGGGCUGAGCGCCCCGGGAGCACUGGCCCUGCUUCUGCGUCUGCUUCUGCCGUGUCUGCUGCGAUCGCGCUGGUCAAAGGUUGGGAGAAGCAGGUUGAUGAUGACUGCAGCGUCACACUCGCUGCGUUGAACUUCCUGGACGUGUGUUGGCGGCAGUAUACCCAAUAUAGCGACGCCCUGGACGAACAUAGGAAAGAUGGUGCUCUAUGGAAGACCCUCGCCGCUAUCGCCAUGCAGAACAUUGGCCCGGACGUCAACGUAGACAAGUUCGAUCUUCACUUUACUGUUACGAGAAAAUAUUGCAGUUCGCUGGACGAGGACGUGGCACGGCAUUCGGAUCGGUUGCUUCUCCAAGCACAUGCUGUACAUCUACUUUCCCUUGAUAUGGCCGUAGAGUCGGAGAAAUUCGUCCCCGGAGAGCCACGGACGUCACCUGAAAGUUUCAAGAAUGUGGAAGAUAUCUUAGGAGAAACGAAGAAAGCCACCGAGGUCCUCUCCAAAGCGAUCGAGAGUCCCUAUUCUCCCGCUUUCAUGGCAGGUGUUGCCAGGGAUCUCAAGCCUUUUAGUGGAUUUGACACGGAUUUGUUACGCUGCCCACCUGUUGCUGAAGGCCGUCAAGGGGGAGACGAGUACUUGUAUUCUUUGGAAGAAGUGUUCACCAAACUCCGUGGUUUCUCCCUCGGAGACAAUCAGGUUGCACUGGCACUGAAGCGUGCUUGUGCUCUUAACCUCACGUGGUCUCUCCUCGAUCGUCACGUUGCGUUAACGCGCUCUUGGCAAGCCCUGUUCGAAGCUGCAACACCGUGGAUAUCGACACUACCGACUCUGCGCCCAGCUCUGAUCAGUAGCGUAGCUUCUCUCGCUGCUGUGAUAGCUGCUGAACAGCGGGAUGGCAAUACUAUGGUUGCUGUACACUCUACUCGUAUCGCGCUUCUCCAGGCCAUCAUCGGAAGCAUUGGCAUACCAACCAACCUCCCUGCUAUUGUACAGACAGAUCUGUAUGGCUUGAUGGGGAGCAUCCGCACGCUCGUAGUGCACGAACACUUCUCUCCCUUGGAUUCGUUCAGAGGUCGGGUGACCCCUGCGUUCCAUCGGCCACUGCUGCAAAUCGUUCAAUGGUGUGGUCGGUUGCUUGCCACCCGCGACGCGGUCAAAACGCGAACAGCCCAGCAAUGGACCACUGUGUCAUCCGCUAUGACGGCCAUUCUAGAAUUCCUUGUACCCGCGUUGCGUAGUGUGUUCGCCGAUGCGGUCGCCCAACCGACUGAACAGCCCAGUGCGGAUUUGGAACUCCUUGUGACCAUGUUCGAUCGCUGUACAAAACCAGAGUUGCACCCGGUGCCCGCCCUUUGGCUCUCAUUGUGCGACGAUGCGGAUCUUAUUCGCAUCAGUCUCGAGGUGCUCGCGUUGACCGAUAUCGGCAGGACCAAUAAGAACCCAAGUCGUCAGCUUCUGCAUGCAGGAUAUGCCAACCAUGUGCUUACAUUCCAUAUGGCCUUGACCAAGGCUGCGCUUUCCGCUGAAUCUUUGGCCCGAGCCGGUGUACUCAGUGUGUACACUGAGAACUGUCUGACUCCUAUGCUUGAACACGGUGAUGUUUUGCCGAGAGAUCCGGAUACGAACGGUCGCAGCAUGGCCCAUGAAGUAUGGUGCAUGAUGUUGUCUAUUACGACUGCCCUUUUGGGCAUAAGCUCGCUUACAUCGGACCUCCUGGAAGCGAAGGUUGUCAUGCUUGUCCAGUCUUAUGGUCGGCAACUCACCGGUGCCCUGGGUUGGAAGGUGGAAGAAAGCCUGAGCUUGCCAUUGCUGGAAGAACUAGAACGAACGGUCGCCUUCUUUUACACAAUGUCUGUUCGUUCUUCGACAGAACAGGAACUCUCCAGCCCUACCUGGGCGCUGCUUUCGGUUUACAGCGAGAAGGCGUUGAACCUGUUACAGCAACUCAACUAUGCCGUCACACAUCCGAACCACACUCUCUCGCUUCUUGAGCCCUUCUCACAGGAAGAGCACGCCUUCUUCGAGCAAGACGAGCAGAUCGGCGCUUCUCGUUCUUCUGCAGACACGAUCGACCCCGCGAAGCGUCCAGCCCUUGCCGCACUCAUGCAACGUCUCUUCCUUAUCAGUCGGGACAUUAUGUCAUCCAUGACUGCCCUUUCACGUCCGGAUGCCGUGAUUCGCUCUGCGGAAAUGGACGAGUGGUGGAUACCUGCCAAGGUCCACGCGCCGGCUCAGACCGCUGCGGUGUCGAUUGAUGAGCCUGCCUCCAUCGGCACUCUCCUCGAGCUGGGCAACGUCGCGCGGGACACCUUAGCUGCUAUCACAUCCUUCUCCAGCAGCAAUAUCUCCAACAAACCCGUCUCAUCAUGCACUGUCUCGUGUCCGACAUUUGACAAGAUCUUAUGUACACAAGCGCUGAGGGAGACGCUUGAGAUGCUUCUGCUGUACAUCACCGCUGAGAUCACGCGCGGAAUUUACUUUGGACAAGAGGUGGACACCUCUCUGGCAGGAGAAGAUCCAGACGCAUCGACCACAAGUCGAAGGCCCAAAGGCGCGGCAACCAGCGACCCAGCCCAACGGGCACUGCGUGGCGAACUACUCGCGGAGCUUAAGGAGCUGUUGAGUAAGGCUGGGGUGCUGUUCGAAAAGAUGGACGGGCCCGGGAAGAAGGGUGGGAUCACCAGUGUUCUCGACGCACAUAUGCAAAAGAAGCUUGGGAAUGUCGCUGCUUAGAGACAAGCUCGUAGUGUGACUUACGCGAUUUCAUCGUUUGUGUAGCAAUAGGAUAGC